This is a messenger RNA of Protopolystoma xenopodis, 1557 nucleotides long. The record is from the annotation of a GenBank genome assembly. NCBI's taxonomy places the organism in Eukaryota, Metazoa, Platyhelminthes, Monogenea, Polystomatidea, Polystomatidae.
AUGAUUAGCGCAGUGUCAUUUUUCAGCAGAGUUACUACUAGCAUAUUUUUCCCUUGUCCCUCCAUUUCUACUCAGCGUACCCUCAAUCACCAGAUGGACGUAAAGCCCGAUAUCGUCAAUAAGGUUGACAUGAGUCUUGAUGAUAUAAUCAAGCUCAACAGGAAGGAAGCCAAGGCCAAGUCUAGGUUCUCCAACCCCGGACCAAGCCUUAGGGUGAAUCGAAGAGGCGGUCGUGUAGCCUCUCGUUCUCGGGGCGUAAGGCUCGGACAAAGGCACUACUCGCAAAAUAACGCAUCUACCACAAACCGGAGUAAUACAAAUAUGAAUUCCUUGCAAAAUAAUCCUCGGCUAAGGAGGUCUGCUGCAAUAGCUGUUCUUCAACGUGCUAAGAGAACUGCUGUUGCCGCAGCCAGGGCGGUUUCUGAUGUUGCGAACUUGAUUCAAGGAAGGCAGCGACGCCGUAUUGCUUUCAGCGGUCAGAGAAACAUACCUUCUGCCGCUCUCCGCGCCCGCGUCUUUAUCAUCCUAGUUAUAAUUCCACAGAUUCUUAUCGGUCGUGCUCCAAGUGUUCGAGGUGGGGCUUGCCAGAUCAUAAUAUUAACCCGAGAUGAAGCGAACGAGAAAUUGCAGUCCUGCCAUCGACGUUUUAAUUCCUUUGCAGCUUCUCGUCUGGGUGGAAAUCCACGCAUGCCGCUUAAUCGCCUUGGUUUAACAAAUUCCAUGCGACGUGACAACUUAUCCGUCCGCUCUGCCGGUAAAAGAUCCCUUCGAGGUCAAAGAUCAUUUGUUCCCAGAAGUAAUUGGAAUCGUCGGGGUGGCCAAAACGCCAGCGCUGCUACUCGUAUAUUUGGCCAAGCAGCACGCGAGCUCGACAUGUUGUCUGCUUCCACCGGGACUCAACUCAACUCUAGGACUACACAAAGAAGAGGCUCGUUCGAUUUCAGUCGACUUCGCGUCGGUAGGACACAACGCGGGCGGUUUUCAAAUUCGUUCUACUCGACUAACAAGCAGAGGCGUCGGGACAGAUCACAGAAUGUCACCCCUGCAAUAUUUGAUGAGUCUGAAAGGGAUGCCGAAUACUUGGCUCAAGCCCGUGCCUUAAUCUUGGCUCAGAAUGAAUUCCGCACUUCUCUGCAAUCCAUGGACUACAAACCCUCUCUAAAUAUUAGGCCAAAGCGAGCGCGAAACCAAAAUCAAAACUUCUCCACAUCCGGCAGGCCUCAAACCUACUUCACCUUUACCAGUGGUCAGCGCUACUGGGAAACUGGUUGCCUACUCGAAGCCCCCCUGCCUUCCGUCAAAUUAUGUUUACGACAGUUAUCUUCUAUAAAAAAUGCAAAUCGCUAUGGUAGUCAUUAUAUCUGCGUUGAUGCACAAUGGCCUCAUGCAUUAGACAAUGGUAGACAAAUAAAGCGAAGGAAGACAAAUGGGGUUGCGGGUGUUACGGUCUGUGGAGCCCACCAGGAUCCUCCGCAUCGUGCUUCAGGGCAGGGUAAGGGGUCACAUGAUAGGCGAAAUUUCGGGCUGCAGAAGAAUGUGUACACUGAGUUGCCAUGA